Molecule: messenger RNA, 897 nt
Organism: Saccostrea echinata
Lineage: Eukaryota; Metazoa; Mollusca; Bivalvia; Ostreida; Ostreidae
Exons: 1
Coding region: 1-897 (298 amino acids)
Source: RefSeq, a predicted model, not a curated record
AUGACGGAGCCAGAGGCUGAAUAUUCUUCUACAGUUAAAUCAUCGCCUGAUGUAUCAGAGCUUAUAACAUCCAUAUCAUCUCCUACAGUCAAACUACUGCUUGACGAACCAGAGAUUGUAGCAUCCAUUGAAACUGGAUAUGAAAAAUUACUAAGUGUUACCCGUCUAGGUGACGAAGAGAUCUGGACACGUGGGAAUGAUACCGUCAUGAAUUUGUACAAUCUCCAGGGUAAAAUGCUGAAAUCAGUCCUUACCAAAUCAGGGGAGUGGCCUCAUGAUAUUGCAGUGAUGCAAACUGGAGAAUUGGUUUAUACUGACCCUAACACAAGAAGUGUAAACGUGGUGAGGAACGAGCUGUCAGAGGAGGUAAUAAAAUUGGAGGACUGGGAACCUAACGGCAUUUGUAUUACUUUCUCUGGUGAACUCCUGGUUACCAUGUUCAGUGAUGAUGCUCAAUCAAAAACCGUUCGUUACUCUGGAUCCACAGAAAAGCAAACCCUUCAAUUUGAUGACCAAGGUAAACCAUACUUUUCAUCUGGUGGCCUGAAACACAUUACGGAGAGCAAGAAUUUGGACAUGAUUGUGUCUGACUAUAGAGCUAAAGCAGUAUUUGUGUUUAGUACAAAGGGAAAGCUCCGAUUUAUAUACACUGGAAAUCCCAAUGUCACCGAGGAAUCAUUUAACCCUCUUGACAUUGCUACAGAUAGCCAGUGCCAUAUUCUUAUAGUAGAUUUUAUACACAACUGCAUCCACAUCCUUGAUCAGAAAGGAAUCUUCCUCCGUUACCUUGAUAGUUGUGAUUUUAAGUAUCCAAUGGGAAUAUUUGUAGACACUAAAGAUUAUCUCUAUGUGGCUGAGCUUGCUGGAAGAGUAAAGAAAAUUAAGUACAUGCAAUGA